Ceraceosorus bombacis is the source of this 329-nucleotide messenger RNA. NCBI's taxonomy places the organism in Eukaryota, Fungi, Basidiomycota, Exobasidiomycetes, Ceraceosorales, Ceraceosoraceae. The record is from the annotation of a GenBank genome assembly.
AUGGCCGCGAAGGGCUUUGAGAGGCCGAAAGCAUCCGCGCGAUCCAUCCAGCAGUCUAUUGACCACUUCGCCGCGGUCCGCCGCGGUGGCUCAAAGUGCCCGAUACCGCACUGUGGAGAGGGAUCUACAGCGCAACGCUCAUUUGUUCUGGAUUGGGGUCGCUUUCGCUGCCCAGGACUAAGCUUUGCAUGUCGACAGAAGCUACCUUGUUUGCGCACACUUCGUUCGAACCCACUCGCCUGAGCAACUUGAGUGCCACGUCUACGACGCAAGACAUUGUACUACCCGUUUCUGACGAGGAGUCACGAGUCACGAUGCCUCUUUACUAA